CCAGCUGGUACCACGGGCUCCUCAUCCUCCUCGGGACUUCAUUUGCUGGUGCCUCUGAAAUCAGGACAUGGAACUGAAAUUGAAGAGCAAACCUGUGAACGGUCUCCUCGGAUGCGUUGUUGCCGUCUGCUUUUGUACAGUUUGUCCGGCUCAAAGACUUUGCACGGUGCCUCCUGGUCCUGUGACGGUCCCAGAAAACAACACAGCUGAUGUGCAGGUGGUCCAAAUCAGAUCCAGUAGUGAUGUGACGCUGACAGUCACAGUGAACCCUGAAGAUCUGUUUUACCUAAAAGGAAACAUCCUAAUGGUAAAGAAAGGACUGGACUAUGAGUCAUUACCCAGUGCAGCUCUGGUGGCAUGGGUGCAGUGCAGCAGAGCUGGCUCCAGAUCUGUGAACGAGUCUGUUGAAGUUCUGGUUGAAAAUGUGAACGAUAACCCUCCAAACUUUGCACAAAACCACUACACACUCGAAGUGAACGAGGUGAGCAGUACCGGUGUUUCACAUUUGUCUUUAUUUAGAGUUGGUCUCAUCACAAAGUUGACUCUGAGUUUUGUCUUUUGCAGCUGCACUCCAAUCAACUUCAGCGUUGGGCUGAUAGAAGCUACAGACGUUGAUUCAGAGCCUCUGUACUAUCGCCUGGAGUCUGCAACAGAUAAAUAUUUCCGCUUGGAGAAUAUCAACACUCCAAAGAUACUUGUAAAAAGCAUCCUAGACUAUGACGUCAUACAGAAAAUCUCUCUGAUUUUACACGUACAGGACACGUUCAAUGGUUCGGCAUCCAAUGAGCCGUUCUUCACUUCUGUGGCCACCAUCACGGUUCACGUGAAGGACGUCGACAACCGACCUCCGUGGUUUCAGCCGUGUUUAAGGACAAACUUAGGGAUUGCUAAACUGUGUGUGAGCACUGGCUACAGAGGCAAAGUCAACCUCACUGAGAAAGAGGAGGGGCCAUUGAUGCUGGAGCCUGGCCCAGUGUUUGCCAAAGACGGAGACAAGAACAGGAGCGAGCAGAUCAGCUACAGGAUACUGCGAGGAAAUGAAGGAAAUAUUUUCCAGAUCGAUGAGGAAACAGGAAACAUCACCAUGGCUAAAGCUGCUGAUAUUGUCGGCCCAAUAACUCUCACUGUUCUGGCGUCUCAGGUGACCAACAGGGAUCAGUUUGCGGUGACACAGGUGACCAUCGAGGUGAUGAAGAAGAGCAGGAACCCUCCUCGCUUUGAGAAGGAGCGAUACGAAGGAUUUAUUUACAGCAACUCUGUCCCUGAGAGCAUGAUCCUCCGAGACCGAAGCACCAACAGGCCCUUCAGGGUCCGAGCCCGGGACGAGGACUUCGCCGGUGGUUUGAAUCCAGAUGUGAAAUACGAGGUUCAGUACAGCAGCUACGUCAACGUGACCUCAGACGGUUUUAUGAUCCUGAAGAGAGUUGUGAAGACUGAGUCCUUUGCACUUCAGCUCAGAGCCGUGGACACGACAACGGGAGAGUUUGGCACAGCUGCCCUUUCUGUUCAGGUCAUUCCAGCUGUGGCCAUCCCAUCUCCCUCAAAUGUUGGCUACCGUCCAGGCGACAUGGCUCUCCUGGGUCUGGUCAUGGCAGCUCUGCUGGUCCUCUGCCUCAUUGUGAUCGGCUUCUUGAUUUCUCGCUUAUGGAAGGGAAAUGCCAGUAUGGACAAAAUAUGCGAGUGCCUGGGCCCCUGUUUGAAGUCUGACCAGCCCCGGACCGGCCACAGGGACUCCCUGCAGUACACCAACGAUGGCUUCCAGAACGAAGGUGACCACAGCCGUGGCGGUGCCAGGCGCUGGAACAACGCUCUCCCCAGACGGAGCACCUUCCCCCAGGCACGGGGCCGUGUCAUUCCCCUGGAGAGACGGAGCCGCCACUGCUCCUCCUGUGGUGUCUACACCAACCACAUCCCCAAGGGGAGCCCUUCAGUGAGACCGUCAAGGAGGGGCAGGGGAGACGGGGACGAGUACGGCAUGAGAUCAAUCCUCACCAAGCAGAGGAGGAGGGAGGGCCAGAAGACGGUGUGGUUCAAAGAGAGUGAGGACUCUUCGGACAUAGAGGUGGAGAUUAUCCCAGACACUGUGGGCCGGGUGGAGGAAGAGACUGAGGAGGAGCUGGAGGGGGAGGUGGAGAUGGAGGGUGUUGUCAGAGACCCGGCCGCCCCACUGAGAGAGUCUGACGAUGGGCAGGAGAACCAGAGCACAGGGGUCCGGUGAAGAGCAAGACUGUAGAAAUACCUGUUCAGAAAAAGAGAAGGGAGGCCAGGAGCAGGAGGGCUGACAGCAGAGGUCAGAGGUCGAACUUAAGUCAGAGAGAACUGAGCAGAAGGCUGUUUGUUUUCUUGUCAGUUUUUGGAGACUACAGCCCACAGCAAACGUCUCAGCAGUCCAGGAUGACACCUCCAUCAUCUCUGGAUAACUGCCUCAAGAAUAGAUUCAAGGAUCCAAAAGGUAUUUUCUACUGUGAGUAUAUUAGAAUACAAUGUCUGAAGUUGUAACUUUACACAAUGUUUAAAAAGUAUCUUCUUGUCACUAGUGUUGGCCAAACAUAUAGUAUGAAAUUAUAGAAAAUCGGUCAGCAAGAUUACUUGGUACCACUUUCUAAUAAUGCACACUAUUAAGAGUUUAUACAGAAAGUUGAAACUAACAAUUAUUUUCAUUAUCAAUUAACUGAGUAAUUGUUUGGUAUGUAAAACAUCAAGAAACAGUGAAGAGUGUGUCACCAUUUCCUAGAGCCAAAGGUCACAUCUUCAAAUGUUUUGUUUUGUCCAAUUGAUAGUUCAAAACUCAAAGAUAUUUAAUUUGUUUUAUGUUAAGAUAAAGAAAUGCAGCAAAUUCUCACAUUUGAGUCAACUGGAAACAUCUAGAGUUUUAGCUUUUUAGUUUAGUAAUUACUCUUUUAUUAACACUUUAUAGAUCUAUUUUAAGUCACUGAUCAAAACAAACUCUGGGUCAAGGUGAAAAAUCAGAAGUUAUAUAUGUUAAGUUAAAAUUAAUGUUAUUUCUAAUAAGGUCUGCAUUUACAAAUUGUCAAAUUGCUCAUUGGAGCAGUUUCUCUGAUGAAAAGAGCCAAAAACACAACAAAACUUGUUCUUAUUAAAGGCUUACAACUUGAUAUAGGGCAUUAGAAAAUAUUUAUUAAUCAUGAAGAAACCUGUUACAAAGGGUGCCUUAUUAGAAAGUGGUUGGGUUAUUGCAACAUUGGAUUCACAGGAUUUUACAUUCAUGUGAUGAGGUUCCUCUAUUUGUCAGGUAUUUAAUUUACUUCAUUAGCCCUGUGUUGUCUGUUUGGGAAAUCAAAGGAAACAGUGUGACAGUAUUGCAACGUAAAAUUACAUACACUGCAAUAGAUUUUAUCUGUAUCAGCUACUCCUAUUUUAUAACCUCCAGUCAGAUCAAUACAGCAUCUCAAACCAAGGGGUAAAAACCCAGUGAGUGAUUCAUCUGCAGAGAAGCUGGUCACUGUUGUGCUGUCAUGAUUUCUGUCUCAUCCAUUCUGCACAUAUUCUGUACAAGCUUUACUAAACUGAACCAGUAGUGUCUGGAAUUUAGGGUGAAAAUUAUAUGCGAAGAGAAACUUUUGUCUACUGAAUACUAAAACAGCUGAAAGGACUUUUUUUAUGUGGACUGUAUUUUAUCGAGCAUGUUCAGUAAAAUAACUACUUUUAUGGAUAAAUCUAUGGUUAGUGUAUAGUUGACUUUUUGUACAUUAAAGUGAUUGAUGUAGAGUGUGUGAGGGAAUAAUAAAGUAUGAAGGAUUUGUGGAAUCUAGG
Molecule: messenger RNA, 3774 nt
Organism: Lates calcarifer (barramundi perch)
Lineage: Eukaryota; Metazoa; Chordata; Actinopteri; Centropomidae
Gene: cdhr5a
Product: cadherin-related family member 5a
Exons: 13
Coding region: 68-2218 (716 amino acids)
Biological process (GO): calcium-dependent cell-cell adhesion; adherens junction organization; cell-cell junction assembly
Cellular component (GO): catenin complex; adherens junction; membrane
Molecular function (GO): cadherin binding; calcium ion binding
Source: RefSeq, a predicted model, not a curated record